CGUGUGUGUGUAAGAAAAAAAAAAAAAAGUUUGGGUGUGUCUGCCAGUCCCCUCCCCUGGUUGGCGUUUUUAAAAGCCUGCCGAGAGCAGUGCGGAGACACACAGAGGGACUUUGACUCUCCUUCGUGAAGUAAGCCUCCACUCCUCCUCCUUCUCCUCCGUCUUCUCCGUCUCUCUCUCUCACACAUACAAGCAGCAUGGAGUUCAACAGGACCGUCAGCUACCGCUCCAGCCCUGUGGUGAAGAGAAGCUUCAGCAGCCAGUCGGCUGUCCCCAGCGGCUCGUCCCGCAGCAGCUCCAUGUCAGUGCGCCGCUCCGGUGUGGGCUCCAGCAUGGGCGGUGGAUUCGGUGGUGGCAGUGGAUUCGGUGGUGGCAGCGCCGGUGGUGGCAGCUACAACUACAGCAGCAGCAGCAUGGGCGGCGGGUACGGCGGCGGGUACGGCGGCGGCUUUGUGGGAGCGCCCAUCACCGCUGUGACGGUCAACCAAAGCCUGCUGGCCCCCCUUAACCUGGAGAUUGACCCCAACAUCCAGGUCGUGAGGACACAGGAGAAGGAGCAGAUCAAGACCCUCAACAACCGCUUCGCCUCCUUCAUCGACAAGGUGCGUUUCCUGGAGCAGCAGAACAAGAUGCUGGAGACCAAGUGGAGUCUCCUGCAGGACCAGACCACCACCCGCUCUAACAUCGAUUCCAUGUUUGAGGCCUACAUCGCUAACCUUCGUCGCCAGCUUGACGGCCUGGGCAACGAGAAACUCAAGCUGGAGGGAGAGCUGAGGAACAUGCAGGGCCUUGUGGAGGACUUCAAGAGGAAGUAUGAAGAGGAGAUCAACAAGCGUGCAGGGGCAGAAAACGACUUUGUGCUUCUCAAGAAGGAUGUAGAUGCCGCCUACAUGAACAAGGUGGAGCUGGAGGCUAAGGUCGAUGCCCUGCAGGACGAGAUCAACUUCCUCAGGGCCGUUUACGAGGCAGAGCUGCGUGAGAUGCAGUCUCAGAUCAAGGACACAUCAGUGGUGGUGGAGAUGGACAACAGCAGGAACCUGGACAUGGACUCCAUUGUGGCUGAGGUCAGAGCCCAGUAUGAGGACAUUGCCAACCGCAGCCGAGCUGAGGCCGAAUCCUGGUACAAACAGAAGUAUGAGGAGAUGCAGUCAUCCGCAGGCCAGUACGGAGAAGACCUGCGCUCCACCAAGGCCGAGAUCACCGACCUCAAUCGCAUGAUCUCUCGCCUGCAGAACGAGAUCGAGAAUGUCAAAUCACAGCGUCAAAACCUUGAGUCCCAGAUCGCAGAGGCAGAGGAGCGUGGGGAGCUGGCUGUGAGAGAUGCUCGUUCUCGAAUCAAGGACCUGGAGGAUGCCCUCCAGCGUGCCAAGCAAGACAUGGCUCGGCAGGUGCGCGAGUACCAGGAGCUCAUGAACGUCAAGCUGGCGCUGGACAUUGAGAUCGCCACCUACAGGAAGCUGCUGGAAGGAGAGGAGAACAGACUAACUUCAGGUGGUUCCAGUGCUACCAUCCAUGUCCAACAGAGCAGUGGUGGAAGUCUCUCUAGUGCUGCCGGUGGUGGCUAUGGGUACAGCAGUGGUGGCUAUAGCAGUGGUGGAAGUGGCGGCUAUAGCAUUGGUGGCGGUGGCGGUUAUGGCAUUGGAGGCGGUGGUGCCACCAUCACCAAAUCCUCAGUGUCGUCAUCCAGCAGUUCACGCCGUUACUGAAGAGGACCCAAACGCCCACACUAACUCAACUCCGACUCCCUAAACUUAACCCUUAACAUUUUUUAACCAGGCAUUAACCUUUCACUGCACUCACUGAUAUACCAUAUGUUUUCUCUUGACCCCAAUGUCAUCAGUUUACAGUGGCAUAAAAUAAUAACAAGAAGUUAGCGAGCCAAUCCGAGGCCAUCUGAAGUGGGAGGUGCUACUUAUGUCCCACAGGGGGUGUGGUCAUGAGAGUGUGAUGCCUGGCUAGUUUGCUCCUGUUCUCAGGGUUCUAACCAUUUACAGGUUGUGUGGUGAAACAGGUCAACCCCUAUUUUGUGGUCAUGAGAACAAAAAAAUGUUUCCUCUGAUGGGAAAAAGUAAAAAAAACUAGGUUUAUGUCAUGUGGCUCAGAAAAUGCAUAAUGCAGGUAAAACCCCUCAUCCCCCUAUCCACUUGUGGUGACCCCCUCCCUCGGUCUUACUGCCACAAUCUCUCCUGACAAAGAAACUAAAGAGAAACACUGUUGUAACCAGGUUUAUUUUUCAUCAGAACAUCUCCCAAAUAAAUCUGAGAUUCAAAGACA
Clupea harengus (Atlantic herring) is the source of this 2274-nucleotide messenger RNA. RefSeq names its product intermediate filament protein ON3-like. Gene Ontology annotation, cellular component: keratin filament. Gene Ontology annotation, molecular function: structural constituent of skin epidermis. NCBI's taxonomy places the organism in Eukaryota, Metazoa, Chordata, Actinopteri, Clupeiformes, Clupeidae. Gene Ontology annotation, biological process: keratinization; intermediate filament organization. The record is from RefSeq and is a predicted model, not a curated record.